AGAAACUGGGAGAAAUAGAGAGUGAGCAAGUUUAGUGUUAGAAGGAAAAACAAGAGGCUGAACAUUUAAAAAAACGAAAAAUGCUUUCAGCGGCAACUUGCUAUAGCUGAAACAGAAAUUCUCUAGACUUCGACAGUUACUAUUUACGGUUCAUGCGGAGGGUUGAACCUUUUGUUUUGAUCAGGUCAUUCUUUUGCACUGAGGCAAAGAAGAUUUAAAGUAAAAAGGGUCUUGACUUUUCCAGGCGUACAAAAGAAAGGCAGAAACCAGGACCUGUGAGAGCCCCACUGUUUGAAAGAAUAAAAGGCAUUUAUUUAUAUUAAAAUGUCUUCUAAAAUGUCCAGUUCAAACAACAUAUCUCAAGCAAGAAGGACAGUCCAACAGUUAAGAAUAGAAGCCAGUAUUGAGAGGAUAAAGGUUUCAAAGGCAUCUGCAGACCUGAUGCACUACUGUGGAGAACAUGCCAAAUACGACCCCCUGCUAAUGGGCAUCCCGGCUUCAGAAAACCCCUUCAAGGACAAGAAGCCUUGUACUAUAUUGUAGUGGACAACUGCUUUUUAAUGUGGUGGCUUUUUUAUAUAUAGACAGAAACCAGUUUAAAUCUCAUCUGUGUAGUCUUAAAGCCUCCUGGUACGUACUCUCUGUUUUAAGGUAAUUUACAUGAUGAAAUAACAAAAUCUAUAUUUUUCUCUUUCUCUUUUGAGACCAAAGUUGCCUCAGAAUUAUACUUUAUGUAAAAUUAAGGUUUUUAACAAACGUACUUUUUGUAUAUGUGCUUUUUUACUAGAUUCACCUUUUUGCCAGCUGCUCCUUUUAGUCAUUUAAAAAAUGUAUUUGGACAGGAGUACUACAAAGUUCAAAAAAACCUAUCCUAAAAUAUAUUGACAUUCUGUUGUAUUAAAGUGCUAAUUCUGUCACAUUUUUCUAAGUGUUCAAUCCACAUGUUAUACUUUCACCACUGGGAUUAUAUGUUUUUGACAGUCUUAAGACAGGGGGUUGUGUGUUCCAGGGAGCCAAACGCAGCACUGGAAUGCGAAACAGAAACAUUUAAGUGCACUUUUGUUGAGGCAUUCAGCUAUUGUGACGUCAGUAGUACUCUGUCGUAACUGCAUGCUGCCCUUUUUGUUUUCUGGGUGGACAGCUGGAGUGUUAUACAGUGUAAGCUGAAUAGAGUGUCAUCUAUUCAGAAGCUUCCUGGGGUGUCCAGUAAAUGUACAAAGAGCGGGCAGCAUACUUAAGGAUGACGACUGUCUGUUUUGCAAAUCAGUUUUGUCCUUUUUUUCUCAAGUUGUCUUUUCAGGUGCAUCACAAAUAUAAUGAAAACAGAAUUUAACUUUUACUACAGUUCACCACUUCGCACAGAUUCUAAUCUCGCUGAUGUUAAAGGUUGCUCGGUUAUUUUUUAGUCCCAUAUUAAAAAGGUUAUCGAUGGUAUUUUAUGGUACUGCCACAUGACGACACAAAUUAACCUUGCAUGUUCCUAAUGCCUAAAUGCCAGUACAGCGCUCUCUCUCUCUCUAUCUAUCUCUCUCUCUCUCUCUCCCUCCCUCUUUACUGUAGAUUGAGUUGCCUGUUGCCCUUUUAUGUCUGACACUGAAUAAACAUAUACAGUAUAAAUAGAUAUUGCAUCAUUCCAUAAGUUUAACGUUUGAUUCAUUGCAUAAGUCAUCGAUAUGCUGCUAUCACAAGACUGGGGUGAUCAGACUUCUGUUUUAUUAACGUAAAGUCGUCACAAAAAAUUUGGGCUUUCCAUUAGUCUGGUAUUGAUGACUUAUCCAUGUAAAACCAUACUGUUUUUACGAAAUGGUCCAAUAUAGAAAUAGUGGUUUUAAAAAACAAGUGAUUUAAUAACUUGAACAGAUGUUUUUAAAAUGCUAACUGGAAUCCCAGAUAUCUGACGUAAAAAUAUUACUGUGUGUGUUACAUUGGUAGGCAAGAGAGAAUAGAAGAACUUGCAGGGCAGAACUUCAACUACCUGUUACCUUGGAGGUAAGCAAAGAGAAGGCCCUCUCCUAACAUAAUACUGUAGUAAAUGGCAAGAGGCAGCAGCAUUGCUGUGCAUGUAACGUGGAAAUGCCUUCAAACAAUCGAGAGGAUUUUUCUAUUGUAGUCAUUUUUUUAUUCGACGAUGGUAUUCCAUUUUGAGAUGAUGGGAAGUUAAUCUGCGGUGUGUGUGUGUGAUAAAUAUAAUAUUUAUAAAAUCUUUUUUGGUAGUUGUUAAGCUUAUGUGCCACACAGUACAACCAGCAUCUAUGUGCCAGCUGUACUCUAACCAGUAUUGGCCUUGUAAAAGAAUGUGUUUGUAGUAGAAUAGCACAGAGAGAUCAGGAGAGCCAUGUCUUGUAACCUGAAACACUUUAAACUUAUUACCAGAUCCACUCUUGUGAUUGCUCCCUAGCCAUAAAUGUGGUUUUGGCUAUGACAAAUGUGGGUUAAUAACACUAAAUGUUUCGAAGGAUUUGUUUUAGAUGCUAACAUGCUAUAAUUAAAUACUUUGAUAUGAAGUACCACUUAUAUUCACUGCUUAAUAUGGGCAGCAAAUGUUCCAUUUGAAAUGUGAUGGAAUCUCAAGUAGUAAUUUACUGCCCACAAUGGUGUCUAUCAAGUAGUACAGUGUAGGUGCGUACAGUAGAUCCCCCCCCCCCCAAAUAGUUCAUAAAUCAGACAUACACUAGGUCAGCACACUGAAUCACAUGACAGCAGAACACUUAAAUGUAUGCUGCCAUAUUUUAGUGUUCAAUGUGUGGGUCUAGUAUAUGUCUGCCAUUUUGAAAUGUGGAUACAUAGUUCUCAUUGGCUCACCUAUUAAAAGCACUGCCCUCUGGGAGAGUCAUGCCAUGGUUCGAAUUGCCAAGGAUGGUAUUCCUUAAAUCGUCAGUGGCCUGUUCACUUUAUAAUGGCAUUGCCCAUUUAAGAUGUGUUUCUCUUUGCAUGUGUAAUUGAAUGGUGGGGUGUCAAGCCACAUUACUGCCAGUGGUAUUAUGUUGUAUAAAACCAGCUGUUCAGGUCAUUAAGCAACACUGGUAAAUCUAAGUGGCUAAAAUUGCAGCCCUUUAUUGACUGUUCUUUGUGUAUGACAUGCAAUAAUGCACAGAAAGGCUCUCUACUUUGAGUAUGGUAUGUAACAAAUAAUGAAUCUCCAAGUCCUAAAAACGCUGUGUCUAAAUUGAUUGAGAAGCAGUUACUGUAAGAAUUAAUGUAAGCGGAUUAUCAGCCCACCCCCCUUUCUAUUGGUUGGUUUGUCAAUACGCAAAAAAAACACGGGCCAUUUUAAUUCUAGAUCCUCAAAAUAUAUCUAAACAAGCCAAACAGCCAAUUAAUGUACUGCAAAAGUAGGCAUGAAGGCUUGAUGGUCAACAAAUUUGGAAACCUCUACAUGGUUGCUCAGAGUGUGACCAGCUGCCGCAAUGCAGCGUUCACUUAGAGGAGUUUUCUAAACAUGUUCUGUGACAGUGUACUAGAGGCCUGAUUUUCUUAUUGUGUACUGAUUUUUCUUCUACUUUCAUUCUACUGUACUUUUUUAUAUUGCUUUACUUGAGCUGUAUAACCCUGCCUACCUUUCCAUGAUCAUGUUGCUGUAUUUCAAUUCAAAAGUACAUAAACCAUGAAACAUCUUGCUUUUCUAUCAAGCAUGCUUUUUUGCCAACAUGACAUCGUUUUUAUAUGCACAAUCUAACCGGAUUUAAGUUUCCUGUUGGAUGAAUCGAUUCUCUAAGUAUUGUGCAGGUAGACCACUCCAAACUAGAUGGUGUUUAGUAUGUAAACUCUGUACAUCCUGUAUUCAUAUUGAAAAUAAAUAAUUGCAAAAGGAUUGAUUCCCUGUGCAUGUAAAUGUACUAAUAGUGAGCAAUAUAUAUAAUCAUUUUAAUUUGACAAAGAUAAAUGCAGAAACUGUACUUUUCAAAGUACUGCACUGUUGAAUGUCAUGGGUGCAAUUAAUUCACAUUUACUUCAAUAAACAUUACCAGCACUUU
This is a messenger RNA of Polyodon spathula (Mississippi paddlefish), 3974 nucleotides long. RefSeq names its product guanine nucleotide-binding protein G(I)/G(S)/G(O) subunit gamma-12-like. The transcript is spliced from 5 exons. Bases 325 to 543 code for a protein of 72 amino acids. Gene Ontology annotation, biological process: G protein-coupled receptor signaling pathway. The record is from RefSeq and is a predicted model, not a curated record. Gene Ontology annotation, molecular function: G-protein beta-subunit binding. Gene Ontology annotation, cellular component: heterotrimeric G-protein complex. NCBI's taxonomy places the organism in Eukaryota, Metazoa, Chordata, Actinopteri, Acipenseriformes, Polyodontidae.